AAUCCUCCCGGGAGUUGUAGUUCUUGGGGCUGGGCUGGGGACGCCGGGAAAGACCAGUGGUCCGAGGCCAGGAUCCGCGUCUGUGCUCGCUCCUGGCCUCUGGUACCAUGUCCCGGGUGUUGGUGCCCUGCCAUGUGAAGGGCACCGUGGCCCUGCAAGUGGGCGAUGUGCGGACCUCCCAAGGCCGUCCUGGCGUGCUGGUUAUCGAUGUCACCUUCCCCAGCGUCGCGCCCUUUGAGUUGCAGGAGAUCACGUUUAAGAAUUACUACACAGCCUUUUUGAGCAUCCGUGUUCGCCAGUACACCUCGAUGCACUCACCGGUCAAGUGGGUGACCUGUCUGCGGGACUACUGUCUGAUGCCUGACCCACACAGUGAGGAGGGAGCCCAGGCGUAUGUAUCGCUGUUCAAGCACCAGGUCAGCUGGAACUCAUGGCCUGUCAGCCCAGAUGAGGGCUCAUAGGGGUCCUGGGAAUUAGGCUAGGAUACUAGGAGUGAAGAAGGGGGACAAAGCUGGCCUGGGCUGUGGCUUUUUGGGAAGUACCUUGGAGGGACUACUGUUCUUUCCUUCCCAAAGGCCUGGGAGACAGCAGCUUGGCUUACUGCUUGUUGGCUCCUGGGCAGUGAGCUG
Molecule: messenger RNA, 629 nt
Organism: Hipposideros armiger (great roundleaf bat)
Lineage: Eukaryota; Metazoa; Chordata; Mammalia; Chiroptera; Hipposideridae
Gene: NICN1
Product: nicolin 1, tubulin polyglutamylase complex subunit
Exons: 2
Coding region: 108-461 (117 amino acids)
Cellular component (GO): nucleoplasm
Source: RefSeq, a predicted model, not a curated record